CGAUGCUAUAGCUGGAGAUUGCAAGAAGUAUAUAGAUGCACAUAAAAAGCUUUGCGAAGCGGCAGUAUUUGUUUCAACAGCCGGAAAUUUAAAAGCUAAGAGUAUUGUGAAUGUUGUGGGUCCGGUGUGGAAAAAUGAACUGCAGGAAGAGGAUGAUAAACUUGCAAAGGUUGUUUUCAAAGCUAUGCAUCAGGCGUCCGUGAUGGGCUUCAAAUCUGUGGCGUUGCCUGCUAUUACAGCAUAUGGUUACCCGGUUAAGAGGGCAACGGGAGUGAUUGUCGCCUCCGUCAAGAACUUCUUCAGAGAAGUACAAGAGUCGGAGCUGACAGAAAUAUACCUGUGCGAUAUAAAAGAUGAUGCUGUCAAUGGAUUUGUUGAAGGAAUGGAAAAGGAAUGGGGUGCCUCCAGUAUUGGUCGCUUUAAUCGCUGGCAGUCAUCAUCAGCACAGCCAAAACAACCGAACAGGGCGCUGCAGGUCAUGCUGGGAAACAUCACUGUUUCUGUUCAAAAAGCGGAAAUCGCGAAACAUAACAUAUCGGUUAUAGUCAACACCACGUCGAGGAACCUUGAUCUUAAUAAAGGUGCCGUUUCGAAGACAAUUUUGAAGCAAGCUGGACCUGAAAUACAAAAUGAGCUCAAAUGCAAUUAUCCUAACGGUAUUAGUAAGGGUCAGGAGCUGAAAACCUUUGUCAACCUUUGCAUGGAGGUGGCGCAAAAACGUAACUACAGCGGUAUAGCGUUUCCCGCUAUAGGAACAGGCAACCUUGGUUACCCAAAGGAGGUUGUAGCUACCGAGAUGUUAAGUGCCGUCUCAGAAUUCGCAGCCAAAUAUCCGCAGUCGUCCAUCCUUGAUGUGGAUUUCAUACUAUAUCCCAAGGAUGAUGGAACUUUAAAGGCUUUUGAAAGCGAGAUUACACAUUGGGCAAAGAGUGGCGGAAGAGGUCAUGCUCGAAACUUCGAUCACUAUGAAAAUUUAUAUGCAAGAAGAGGGGAAGACGACGGCAACGAACACCUGUAUGAAGAGCUGCCGUUGGGAAAUGACUCGAGGGACUUCACUAUUGGGAAUGUUCAAAUAAAGGUCACGCAAUGUGACCUAACAAAGGAGGCAGUGGAUUGCAUUAUAAACAGUUCAAACGAGAAUCUUGAUCUUAAAAAAGGAAAAGUUUCUAUGACGUUCGUCAAAAAGUGUGGAGAAAAGCUUUUGAAAUGGGCUCAUUCGAAACAAGGGGAAAUGAAAAAAGAAGGAUUGGCCAUUACCAAAGCAUAUGGGCUUGCCUGCAAACAUAUACUGCACGUUGUCGCAAAGGAGACUGCACAUGAAUGGAAACAAGUCGUCGUAAGAUGUCUUAGAAAGGCCAAGGCUGAACGUUAUCACAGUAUUGCUUUCCCUGCCUUAGGGACAGGUAUGAAUAUCAGUCCUGCAGAUGCAGCACAGAAUAUGUUCCAAGCAGUUAAAGAGUUCGCUAUCGAAGGUUGCGGGUCGUUGACGGAUGUACGAUUUGUGAUCUACCAGAGUGAGAUGGUCGAUGAUUUCAAACAAGCAGCCUCACAAGCACAAGGAGUGGCAGGUACUAACAGAAAACCAUCUAAAGUUGCUACAAGAACACUGUCAGAAAACACCUCCUCUAACGCAAAUUCUGUGUGCAUAGUUAUUUACGCUAUGAAAGAAUCGGACAUCAGAAAAGCCAUUUUCAAGUUAGACAAAUUGAUUGAAGGCGAGGUCUCAAAUACUAAUUUUACUGAUUCGAUUAUUCAACGAUUCGAUGAUCGACAGGUAUAUAGAGUGUAA
Molecule: messenger RNA, 1789 nt
Organism: Dreissena polymorpha
Lineage: Eukaryota; Metazoa; Mollusca; Bivalvia; Myida; Dreissenidae
Product: protein mono-ADP-ribosyltransferase PARP14-like
Exons: 11
Coding region: 185-1789 (534 amino acids)
Biological process (GO): negative regulation of gene expression
Cellular component (GO): cytoplasm; nucleus
Molecular function (GO): transcription corepressor activity
Source: RefSeq, a predicted model, not a curated record